This is a messenger RNA of Caenorhabditis auriculariae, 2017 nucleotides long. NCBI's taxonomy places the organism in Eukaryota, Metazoa, Nematoda, Chromadorea, Rhabditida, Rhabditidae. The record is from the annotation of a GenBank genome assembly.
AUGACGAUAAAAAAAAUAAUGAAAAUAAGAGAUUCUGAGACCUUCGGAAAAGCAAACAUCAAGCAUGAAGACUUCUUUCAUGGGUUCAUGCCAGAGCGUCAGGUUCGUCAGAAGCUUCCCUAUUUUGAAAAAAAAAAUAUCCUGAAGGCUGUCGUCUACCUUAACAAUAUCGGCGACUUUCUAGUGAGGCAAGCGGUCAAGUCAAAUCUGGUUGUUUUUUUGUGACUUAGUGAUAAAAAACGGCUGUUUUAAAGGAUACCUACAUCAUCACUGUAUGCACUGAGUCCGAAAAGGUUGGCUCAGGAAUCGAAUGCUAGAAAACCUGAAAAUAUUACAGCAGCCGGGGAAAAAGGCUCUACGACAUAUACCUAUCGUUCACAGUAGGAGAAAUCGAAUAUAUUACACUUACAAAUUCGGGUUCUCAAAGGCGUCCGGUUAGUGUUUCGGAAAGAUAGAUUUUCUGGUUUUUCUUUUAAAAAAAACUAUCUCAUUUGUCGACGAAAAUCUGGAUAAUUAGGCCUUAUCGAUUACCAUCGAAGAAGGAAAGAACCCGUGGACGAGUUGGGAAGUGUUCUACUGACUCCAGUCAGUCGCGCGCCAUGGCAGUUCAAUCAUGAACAUAUAACAAGGUUAUAAAAGUUAAAUAAAAUGGAAAGUAGUUUUAACAGAGUGAAAAAGCUCGGAGAUGGAGCUUUCGGAUAUGUUUCAUUGGGAACAAUGCAAAAAGGACUUUUCCGAAAACACAAAGUUGCUGUCAAGACUAUCCAGGGAUCCGUCACAAUGGAUGAAAAUGCCAAGCUUUACGAGGUAUCGCGACAAUUAGAAAUCGAAAAUAACCUAUCACAGGAAGCAAUGAUAAUGCGUUGUCUCGACCAUGUCAACGUCGUGAAUUUCUAUGGGAUUGCGUCGAAUGAAGAGCCUAUCAUGAUCGUUCUCGAACUUGCUCCAGGUUCUGCUCAGAUAAGUAGGAAAAUCCUCAAAGUAUUGUGAAAAAGCCAACAGAUAUUUUGGGUAAGCACCUCCUCUUAACUUGGAUUUUUACAUUUUGAAGUUUGCAAGUCGAAUUGUUCCUAAUAACGACUAAAACUGAAAAAAAAAAGAAACACAAACUUAUAACGAUAACAUAGGUGGAUCAGUAGAAGACGCGGUGAAAAACGGUAUAACAAAUGGCAAACCAGUUACUCUAGAAAAUCGUGUUUAUUGGUGUCUAGGGGCCGGAAGAGGACUCAAGUAUCUGAAAAGCGUCAAGGUGAGUCUUAUUAAAUUUUUUUUUUCCUAGAAGCUUCGUUUUUUUCCAGUUGCUUCAUCGCGAUGUUGCCGCUAGGAACGUACUAAUAGGCCGAAAAAAUGAGGCGAAAAUAUCAGACUUUGGCUUGAGUCUGGUUGGAAUGGAGAAAAAAGAGCAUAAACUCAAAAAAGUGAAGAAAAAAUAGAUUUCAAUUAAUUUUUUUUUGCAACAGGUUCCAUUCCGGUAUCUUGCCCCAGAAACAUUGCAAGCAGGAGUUUUCAACGAGAAAACGGAUGUUUGGUCAUUUGGAGUUUAUAUUUGGGAGGUUGAAGAAAGAAAAUUCCCGUUGCUCAAAAGUAUUCAAGUAUUUUAAGGUUUUUCACAACGCCCAGGAGCCUUACUCGGAAAUUCCAGACAAUUUGGUGAAAAAGUACGUUCUUAAAGAUAAAAGGCGGCUCAAAAAUCACGUUGGCGAUGACUAUCCGCCGGAAAUGUGGACUGUCACUCGGGUUGAGCAGCACUUCAGAAUUUUAUGACCGAAAAAAUUCAGAAGUGCUUCAAAACGGAUCCGAAACUGCGACCAAGUAUAGAACUAAUAGUCAACGAAAUAGAAAAUUAUUGGGACGAACUCAACGAGGUUUAUCUCAUGAUGAGCGAAAAGAUAAAAUCAACUUCUAGGGAAUACUGACAUUUAAAAUCGGCAAUUUUUUCUCAUCGACUUCCGAAAAAAGAGUAAUCUCCAAUUGUGUUCUCUCAGAUCGCGAAAAACCCCCAAUGCCAGUGAAAUAA